Molecule: messenger RNA, 2073 nt
Organism: Microthlaspi erraticum
Lineage: Eukaryota; Viridiplantae; Streptophyta; Magnoliopsida; Brassicales; Brassicaceae
Source: the annotation of a GenBank genome assembly
AUGCUCUUCGUCUCUCGCUUGCGAGCCAGAGAAAAUGGCUUCUACAGUACCUUCGUCUUCUCUAAACCCCUCUCUUUCUAUUCUUCCUCCGUAUCCCAGUUGCAGAGAGCUGAUUCUACUGAAGCUCGAAUACCCUGCGAAAAAGAAGACGAUGCAAUAGAAGCAGAAGAUCGUAGACGCAAUGUAACCGAUAGAGCUUACUGGAGAAGACGGAUACACAGUAUCUGCGCCAUUAAGAGAAAUCCCGACGAAGCGCUUCGGAUUCUCGACGGCCUCUGCCUCCGUGGAUAUCGUCCCGAUUCGCUUAACCUGAGCAGUGUGAUCCACGCUCUUUGCGUCGCCGGACGAUUCGACGAAGCUCACCGCCGGUGUCUCCUCUUCGCCUCUUCAGGUUUUAUCCCAGACGAGCGAACCUGCAACGUCCUCAUCGCGAGGCUUCUGGAUUCAGGAUCUCCGGUGAGUACCUUGGGAGUUAUACACCGUUUGAUCGGUGCCAAGAGAGAGUUCGUGCCGUCGUUGACGAAUUACAACCGUUUGAUCAAUCAGCUGUGUUUGAUUGAUAGGGUUAUCGACGCGCAUAAGCUUCUCUUCGAUAUGAGGAACAGAGGGCAUCUCCCGAAUGUUGUGACUUACACCACAUUAAUCGGUGGCUACUGCAAAAUCCGAGAGCUCGAUAUUGCCCACAAAGUGUUCGACGAAAUGCGUGCUCGUGGCGUGAGGCCUAAUUCCCUCACGCUGAGUGUUCUCAUUGGUGGUUUUUUGAAAGAGAGAGAUGUUGAAACCGGAAGGAAGCUGAUGAAGGAGCUCUGGGAACACAUGAAGGAUGAGACUGAUAAUACAUCAACGAAAUCAGCAGCUUUUGCGAAUCUCAUUGAUUCAAUGUGCAGGGAAGGUUAUUUCAAUGAAGUUUUCGAGAUUGCUGAGUUUAUGCCACAGUGUGAGUCAGUGAAUGUUGAGUUUGCUUACGGGCAUAUGAUGGAUUCCUUGUGUAGACACAGGAGAAACCAUGGAGCUGCGAGGAUUGUUUAUAUAAUGAAGAGUAAAAGGUUAAAACCGAGAGAAACAUCUUUCAAUGCUAUAAUCCAUGGUUUGUGCAAAGAUGGUGGGUGCAUGAGGGCUUAUCAGUUGCUAGAAGAGGGAUCAGAAUUUGGGUUUUUUCCGUCUGAGUAUACUUAUAAGCUCCUAGUGGAGAGUCUAUGCAAGGAAAUGGAAACUGGUAAAGCGAAGAAUGUUUUAGAGCUGAUGUUGAGAAAAGAAGGAACAGAUAGAACUAGAAUCUAUAACAUCUACCUUCGAGCUCUCUGCGUAGUAGAUAACCCGACUGAGAUCUUGAAUGUGCUGGUGAGUAUGCUUCAGGGAGACUGUAGGCCAGAUGAGUAUACACUUAACACAGUUAUUGAUGGAUUUUGCAAGAUGGGGAGGGUGGAUGACGCCAUGAAAGUUCUUGGCGAUAUGAUGACAGGGAAGUUCUGUGCACCAGAUGCUGUGACAUUGACUUCUGUGAUGUGUGGCUUGCUUGCUCAGGGAAGAGCAGAGGAAGCUCUUGACGUGUUGAACCGGGUUAUGCCAGAGAACGGGUUUAAGCCAGGUGUUGUUACAUACAACGCUGUGAUGCGUGGGUUGUUCAAGCUACAUAAGGGAGGUGAAGCUAUGUGUGUGUUUGAUCAGAUGGGGAAAGCCGGUGUGAGUGCAGAUAACACUACCUAUGCUAUUGUUAUUGACGGGUUGUGUGUGACUGGUCAGGUGGAUACGGCGAAGAGGUUAUGGGACGAUGUGAUAUGGCCGUCAGGGAGACAUGAUGCGUUUGUGUAUUCAGCGUUUCUGAAAGGGCUUUGCCGGUUUGGUGAUCUAGGUGAUGCUUGCCAUUUCCUAUACGAGUUGGCGGAUUCUGGAGCGGUUCCCAAUGUUGUGUGCUAUAACAUUGUGAUUGAUGAGUGUUGUAGAAGUGGGUUGAAGAGAGAAGCGUACCAGAUUUUGGAGGAGAUGAGGAAGAACGGCCAGGCUCCUCAUGCUGUGACCUGGCGGAUACUUGAUAAACUACAUGAUUCUAGGUCUCUAGCUGUGGAAGAAUAG